Paramuricea clavata is the source of this 903-nucleotide messenger RNA. Lineage: Eukaryota; Metazoa; Cnidaria; Anthozoa; Malacalcyonacea; Plexauridae. The record is from the annotation of a GenBank genome assembly.
AUGGAUCCCGUAGAAGCAAAAGCUAAUUUCUUUAGAGUAUGUCAACUGUUGAUAGACAAAGGAGGCGAUGCUUUAAGAGCUGCUUUACAUGUAAAACAUCUGCCUUCUACUUUGGCUGCUGAUUUAAAUUCCCACAAGAAGACCUUGCAGAGGAUAAGACACACAGUGAUUAAACCCCCACAAUGGCAGUUACUAUUUCCAGCUUCGGGUGUACCAAAUUCAAACGACUUUGAUAUAACUUUAUUAACCAUUCUUCUCAGAAAUAUUUGUGGAUUGCCUUCACCAGCAGCAGGAUGGAAUGCUAUGCCUCCAGCAAGCGAUACGUCUAUAUCUGCCAAUAUUUUGAGAAUCAAGUUGUACAGAAAUGAUGUCUAUGGUCAUAUAUCAAGUGCUCAAUACGACAACGUCAAGUUCGAGACAUUGUGGCAAGACAUUUCGAAACCUUUAGUCAAGUUAGGAAUUCCUCAACAAGAUAUUGAUGAAUUAAAGGAAGCUCCUCUCAGUUCUGAAGAAGAAAGUUAUAUUGAUAAAUUAAAGGAAUGGAAGGAAGAAGAGGAUGACUUAUUGGAAAAAUUAAAGGAUGUCGAAACAAAAGUCGAUAAUGUGGAAGAAAAAAUCGCAAAGCUUCAAAAAACAGUUGAAACUGAAACUUUAAAUUUGUCCAAUGUCAACCAACUGGCCAAGUUUGACUUCACUGGAAAAAUUGAUGGUCUGUGUAAAAAAUUUCAAGAUGGCACCAGAGAUUGGUUUUUUGAAAAGCUGUCGAGUUGGUUCAGUGAUGAAGAAUCUAGAGUUAUGAUUCUGACUGCAGGUCCUGGCGUUGGAAAAAGUGUUCUGUCUGCAAAGGCUUGUGAGCUGUAUAAGCAACGUGGUGAACUCGCAUCAUACCACUUUUGUGAUUAG